Messenger RNA from Australozyma saopauloensis, 3219 nucleotides. RefSeq lists its product as uncharacterized. The record is from RefSeq and is a predicted model, not a curated record. NCBI's taxonomy places the organism in Eukaryota, Fungi, Ascomycota, Pichiomycetes, Serinales, Metschnikowiaceae. Gene Ontology annotation, biological process: DNA-templated transcription; regulation of DNA-templated transcription. Gene Ontology annotation, cellular component: nucleus. Bases 1 to 3219 code for a protein of 1072 amino acids. The transcript has a single exon. Gene Ontology annotation, molecular function: DNA binding; zinc ion binding; DNA-binding transcription factor activity, RNA polymerase II-specific.
AUGGAAGUAGCAAACGUGCCCCUUUCACCCAUGGCCUCCUUUCAAAACCAGCCGCAGAUGCUGCACUACGAGCAGAGCUCCACUCAGCCUCGUACAGAACAGAAGAAACAACCAAAACGCAUCGACGAAAUCAGCGUGCUCGCCAACGGCAAUGUCAUGAAGCACCAGAAGUCUCGCCAGAGACGUAUUUUGAGCUGUGUGCAUUGCCACUCCAAGAAAAUCAAGUGUAGUCGUGACCACCCCGAGUGCCAAAACUGCCAGAAACUCAAGAUCGAGUGCAAGUACUUCAUCAACGAGCGUGUGAGCAAGGGCCGCCAUCGUAGACCGAGCGCGCGGAAAACAAGCAUUCCCAAGCUCCUCGAGCUUGCGACCCUGGACUCGGACUCGUCUGUUCCCUCGUUGAAGCAGCCGGAGACAAUGAUUCGUAAGGAGUCUUUGAUGUCGGAGAACUCCAGCGGCAAUGGCUCCAUCACCAGUCCAGACCUGUCGGAGUUGAAAAGAGAGCCUCACAAUGGAAAUGGUAUUCAUCAUAUGGACACUUCCAAUGAUAUGUCUGUAAAACCUGAACCUAUGAUGAACUCAAACGAUCUGCCCAUGAAUUACCAUGUCAUGGGAGGUGCGUUCUCUCCUAACGUGUCAUCUCCUGGCGGCAAGUUUUCUUUCCACAAAACUCCAAAUGCGUUUUUUCCUUCGAACAUGGCUUCGCCGUCGUCAAACAUGCUUCAGGCACCCAUCGCAAAUCUGGCUAGUAACAACAUCACUAAUAAUUUCUUCAACACCAAUUAUGCUACUAGCAAUAGCGUGCCCUCAACUGUGGGUCCCGAUGAUCAGUUCUCCUUCAAUUUGAGCUCCUUUACGUUCGCGCCUGCCACUGAGAAUAUGAUCAACCGUGCUCAGAAGAAUCCUAUAGCUCAGAACUCCUUUGGCAAGGAGAACGAUUCCGACAAGAGACUUGAACUGAAACUCUUUUCGGGCAUUGCGGAAUUGAGCUCCACCAAUCUUAACGGCUUGAUCAAAAGUCAGACUACGAACUUCGUCGAUGGACCAACUCCACCAGGUUAUCCGCUCACUUCUAAUAUUUCAACGAGUACGCAGUCUAUCAAGAAUUCUCAACCAAUGAACCUGGGCUUGCAUAAUUCCUUGAACGCGUAUCCCUCGAACCCAGAAACGACCAUUAAUUACUUGUAUGGUACGAACACCUACUAUGAGAAUGACAAUCUCCUCUCUGAUCUCAUAACACAUCUUCCUAAUUCGAGAGAGAGAUCAUACGAAUGUAUUGACAGGUACGUCAACUCGGUGCACAUUUUGUUGCCAAUUUUGGUGAACUUACCUGAGUUUUUAAAGCAGCAUGACAUCUUUUGGGAACACUUCGAUCCCUACAGAACCAUGUCGCCUACCUCUUCUUCCUCCUCUUCGUCCUCGAAGCAUAUUAAAGAUUUCAACUUCCUUCAGUUCUACACGUUAUACUUCCCAGUUUUAUACGCCUCCACAAUCUCCGAAUUCGAGGAGUAUGAUAAUUUAUUGUUGAAUCAGGAUAUCAACAAGUACUUGAAGGGGUUUAAUAAGAUCUGCCAAUACUAUAAUUACCCACAUGGAAUAAAGACGAUCCCAAUUCUUUUGGGUAACGUUAUCAUCCAAUCGACUUCUCCAAAUCCAUCAACCAUGGAAAUGUCACAGAUCAUCAGAUACGCCAAGUUUCUUCAACUUCACAAAGACCCAUUGAUUUCGUUAAGAAUCAGCGACUGGAAGGUCGUCAAGUUUAGGAGAAUGCUUUGGUGGGUCAUAUUUGGACUUGACGCUGUCAGUAGUCACAACUUUUGCUUGCCCCCUGUUUGUAAAUUCGAUGAUUUCAAUGUUCUCUUGCCUGAAGAAGAAGACCCUGUCUUUGACGAAGCUGGAAACUUGGUCAAAAAGAGGCUCAAUGUUACCGUUCUUGCUUUGACUGUCAAGUUCAAGUAUGACAGAAUAUUGAGUGAGUUGGUAUACCAUCUCCAUCAUGGACUAGCAACAAACAUCACGACCGAGGAAAUUAAUGAAAUCAAGUUAAUGAUUGUCAACUUGUUCCAUUAUAUUCACAAGUCGAUCAUCAAGAUGAAUAACUUCUACAAAGCCAACCCACCAACGACUGUGCCAGAAAUGAAUCUUGUCAAUUUCAUCAAAAACCAUUCCUGGAGUUUUGUUGAUAGAGCUCUCAUGCUUUUGCACAAGAAAAUCCUUCUUCGGGACCCGGAGAAGAACCCUGGCCUUGGCGAUCCAAUUCAAGACAGCUACGAACUCUCCUCCAAGCAAACUCAGAACGGCAUUUUGUCUCUCAGUCAGUUUGAAGAUACUUUUGGUCGUAUACAAGAGGCUAAUAUCAUCAAGAAUUUUGACAAUUCUUCAAUCUCACAGCUCAAGUUUAAUCAGAACGAAUUGUUUGCUUAUGAAAACCUUCACAACAAUUUGAUCCCCUCAAUUCUCCAUAAUUUGAAUGAUUUCUUGAAGUACAAUGAUUUCAUCAAGUUUGGAAGAUUCAACUGGUACGUCAAGCGCACAAUUCCUCUUGACUCGAUCAUUUUGUUGUUCGUCAUCAUUUGCGUUAAAUUCAAGUACGAGUUCAUGACUCCAACCGAGUUGGUAACAUACGUGAAGUUAAUCAACAAAGCACUUUUCAUCCUCAACAGAAAGUACUUCAAGAAUGAGAAGUACAAGAGAAUGUUGUCACUCACCAACUUGACUUGGGAGUACAUUUUGAAGAAGCACAACGUGGUGAGAAGAAUCAGCCAAACAGGAGAAAAGAAGGCCAGUUCCCUAGUGCAUUUCUUUGACCAUCAAGUAAGUGGUUUCAUGAACAUGAGUGAGUUGUUUAGCAUAAUGGACGUGCCUCAGCCUGCGCUCAUCAAUAACGGAGUUAAUUUCGGAAGCAUCAAGCUAGACGAAACCCCAAUGCAAAUUGAUCAUCAACGGUGGGAAGCUGAAGAUUCCGAAUUUGAGUCACCAGAGGGUAAAUUAAUACGUCCAGAUUCUCCUCCAUCUCAACUUCAGCAACAACUCGAAGAGAGAAGAGAAGAUGAGGAUGAGCAAGGGUACAAAUUGAAGGUCAUGCAACUCAGCGAGAAGAUCUACUACGAUUUGCGAAACAACUUUGUUGACAUCAACGAUUACUGUACUUUUUACUCCUCGUUAGAGAACGUCCUCCAUGAGCUCAUGGACUACAUCAACUCAGAUCUGAGACACUGA